UGCUUGAUUGCACAUUACGUCUUUACUUCAGUUCUCAGUCUUAUAUUGGUUACUUGCCCACUGCUUACAUAAUACCAUGUACAUAGACAUUGAGAGCUGCUGUACCAGAGUCAAAUUCCUUGUGUGUUCAACACACCUGGCCAAUAAAGCUGAUUCUGAUUCAAAAAUACAGUUUUAAGAGGUGGAAUGAACUUUAGUUUAUCAGAGGUGUUGGGACAAAGGUCAGGGGAUAUAGGAUAUAGAGCACUUAUUAAGUUUUUACAGAGCACAGGGUUACACAAGAUAAUAUAAGGUGAACUGAGUGGGGUUAUUUUGGUGUGGUAGUAGGUAGGGGUCGUUCUGAUCCACACUCCAGUCUGGAAGAUGGCGGUAAUGCACCUAAAGGUGGUUGCCAACUGCCAUUAAGAGACACCUGAAGAAGAAAAAGAAGAAAAACAAGGCCAUUUGAGGGCACCGUAGACGCAGAGUACGAGCAGUUUCCAGCAAUGCAGUUUUACUUUGUUGCUGGGGUUAGCACAUCAGUAUUUAUACUAGAAUUGGCUUUUGGAGCUAACCAUGGAGGCCAAGUUAAAGAAAGAGCUGGGAACAACUAUGCUGAAGUCAACUGGUUAUUCAAGAGGUGGAUGCAUCAGCCAAGGCCAGAGUUAUGAUACUGACAAUGGGAGAGUGUUUGUUAAAAUAAAUCAUAAAAGUGGGGCCCAAGUAAUGUUUGAUGGGGAGAUGGCCAGUUUGGAAGCAAUUUUAAAGACAGAAACUGUUAAAGUCCCCAAGCCUGUGAAGGUGAUUCAGCUUGACACAGGAGGAUGUGCAUUUGUGAUGGAACAUCUGGACAUAAGAGGUCUUAGCAAGUACUCACAGCACUUAGGGGAGCAGCUGGCAGAUCUGCAUCUUCACAACAAGAAACAGUUGGAACAAUUAAAUAAAGAGCAGCAGACAGUAGGAAAGGGUGUCGGGCACUUGGAGGCUCCUGUUGUUGAAAAAUUUGGAUUUGAUGUAACUACAUGCUGUGGAUAUAUACCACAGGUAAAAUAUCUGUGCACUGUAAAUGACUGGCAGGAUGACUGGGUGACAUUUUUCUCCCAGCAAAGGCUGCAGCACCAGCUUAACAUGGUGGAGAAAUCUUAUGGAGACAGAGAGGUCAGAGAACUAUGGGCCAAGCUACAGCUGAAGAUUCCUCAGUUUUUUACAGAUGUGGUGAUUGUCCCUGCCCUCCUCCAUGGAGAUUUAUGGAGAGAGAAUGUGGCAGAGUACACAGAAGGGCCAGUCAUCUUUGACCCCUCCUCCUUUUAUGGUCAUUCAGAGCUUGAGCUGAGUAUUACAGGGAUGUUCGGUGGCUUCCACAGCUCUUUUUAUUCUGCUUACCAUAACAAGAUUCCUCAAGCACCAGGGUUUGCAGAAAGAAACCAGCUUUACCAACUCUUUCAUUAUUUGAAUAACUGGAACCACUUUGGUGAUAGCUACAGAGAAUCUUCAGUAAGGAUUAUGACAGACCUACUGAAGUAACAUGAUUGUUCCACUAAAUGCAGUAGGUUCCUCUGUAUUUUAUCUACAGAUGUCAUGCAGACUGACACACUCUGUACAUCUCCAAAAUGUUGCUGUUCAAUAAUUUGCUCUCUCCUGUUUAACCAACAAUAAAUUUUGGGGUGAUCCAAAGUAUCUGUCCUGACCUUCUGUGUAAAUGAAUAAAAGCUUCUCCCAGUGUUUGUCAGUUUUAAAUUUCCAGUCCUGAAUAAACAAUAUUUAAUGUCA
This is a messenger RNA of Monopterus albus (swamp eel), 1749 nucleotides long. RefSeq names its product fructosamine 3 kinase related protein (gene fn3krp). The coding region runs from base 556 to 1503 and encodes 315 amino acids. The transcript has 7 exons. The record is from RefSeq and is a predicted model, not a curated record. Lineage: Eukaryota; Metazoa; Chordata; Actinopteri; Synbranchiformes; Synbranchidae.